Molecule: messenger RNA, 1727 nt
Organism: Musca domestica (house fly)
Lineage: Eukaryota; Metazoa; Arthropoda; Insecta; Diptera; Muscidae
Product: esterase-5B-like
Exons: 3
Coding region: 42-1655 (537 amino acids)
Source: RefSeq, a predicted model, not a curated record
AUAUAUAUCAGUCGUUCGCGAAUAGCCAACCGCAACAGAAGAUGAAAUUUAAACUUUUCGUAUUGGGUUCGAUUUUAUUCGUAUUGUAUAGUAUUUGGUGUGGAAAUAGGAAUAAAGAUCCAUUGGUUGUGGAAAUUGAAAAUGGUGUUCUACGGGGUAAAGAUAAUGGCUUCUACUAUAGCUAUGAAUCCAUACCCUAUGCUGAGGCACCCACGGGAUCAUUGAGAUUUGAGGCUUCUCAGCCAUAUAAUCAAAAAUGGGUGGCACAAUUUGAUGCCAGUGUAAAACCCAAACCCUGCAUGCAAUGGGAUCAAUUUCAGGAGGGUGAGGACAAACUAACCGGCGUGGAAGAUUGCCUUACCGUCAAUGUUUAUAAACCCAAGACUGGCAAAGAGAAAUAUCCGGUAAUGGUUUAUUUCCAUGGUGGCUGUUUUAUGUUUGGCGAUGUGAAUUUCUAUGAACCCGAUUAUUUGAUGCGCAAUGGCAACAUGAUCUUGGUCAAGGUGGUUUACCGUCUGGGACCGUUGGGAUUCAUGAGUACCGAAGAUGAGGCCAUAACUGGUAACUUUGGUUUGAAGGAUCAACAAAUGGCCUUGAAAUGGAUACAAAAAAAUAUUGCCAAUUUUGGUGGAGAUCCCAGCAAAGUGAUCUUAAGUGGCUUUUCAGCUGGUGGUGCCUCGACACAUUAUCAUGUGCUCAAUCAGGAAACCAAAAAAUUAGCCAAAACUGCUGUGUCAUUUAGUGGUGUUGCCCUCAAUCCCUGGGCUCUUAGCACAACGGCUCGACAAAAUGCCUUGAAGGUGGCCAAGAUUUUGAAAUGCCCCAAUUUGGAAAAUACCCAAGAGGUAAAGAAAUGUCUGCAAGCCAAACCAGCUGGGGAUAUUGUGAGUUCGGUAAAAUAUCUGCUGAAUUUCGGUUAUAAUCCCUUUUCCACCUUUGGUCCGGUGGUUGAACAUCCAAAGGCUAAAAAUGCCUUUAUAACCAAACAUCCAAGGGAUAUCAUCAAAUCUGGCGAAUAUUCACAAAUACCCCAUUUGGUCACCGUUACCUCUGAAGAUGGUGGCUACAAUGCUGCGGAGUUAUUGCAAAUUAAUCCAAAGACAGGCAAGGAGUAUAUCUAUGAUUUGAAUGAGAAAUGGUUGGAUUUGGCACCAGCAAAUCUCUUUUUGCGCAGCAUUAAUGACCGGCCGGUGGAAUAUGCCAAGGAAUUGCGCAGCAAAUAUAUGGGAGAUUUGAGUUUCUCUGUGGAUAACUAUUGGAAGGUGCAGAAAAUGUACACGGAUGUGUUGUUUAAAGAUGGCCUUUUGGAAACGGUGCGAUUGCAUAGUAAAAAAUCGGCUACGCCAAUCUAUGGUUAUGUCUAUGAUAAUCCAGCGGAUUAUAGUGCAGGCUAUGCUCUCUCUGGAAGAAAGGAUAUUAAAUUUGGUACCAAUCAUUUAGACGACUUAUCCCUAAUCUUCCACUAUCCGGUGCGUAGUCCACCCCGUCCCGAUGAGGUUAUCAUUUCCAAGAAAUUCCUAGAAAUGUUGGUCAACUUUGUUGAAACAGAACACCUAUCCUUUGGAGAUUGUGAAUUUGUGAAGAACAACAAGGACAGCAAACAACUGAAACUGAUGUCAAUUACCAAAGAUGAUUGUAAACCCAUUGUUGUCUAAGACGACCACGUAUCUCAAAUGGUUAGAGUACUAGUAAAAAUGAAUAUACAAAAUAAAUUAAAUUAGGAAAAA